Meira miltonrushii is the source of this 1032-nucleotide messenger RNA. RefSeq names its product DFP-domain-containing protein. The record is from RefSeq and is a predicted model, not a curated record. Gene Ontology annotation, biological process: coenzyme A biosynthetic process. The transcript has 5 exons. Gene Ontology annotation, cellular component: cytoplasm; nucleus. Lineage: Eukaryota; Fungi; Basidiomycota; Exobasidiomycetes; Exobasidiales; Brachybasidiaceae. Gene Ontology annotation, molecular function: phosphopantothenate--cysteine ligase activity. Bases 1 to 1032 code for a protein of 343 amino acids.
AUGACUUCAAAUCAAUCAAGACCUCCUCUAGGGUCACCAAAAUUAACAUUCUCAGCUGAUGCUUUCUUUGAUACACAAGAAGCCCCAACUGGACUGGAAAAGAAGAGAAGACAAGCACAACAGUUCGUAGAAAGACAUAGCUCCGAAGGAAGAAAAGUGGUCUUGGUCACAAGUGGUGGAACAACAGUACCUCUGGAACAGAAUGUUGUUCGAUUCUUGGACAACUUUUCAGCAGGUACUAGAGGUGCUACAUCAGCAGAAUACUUCUUAGCAGCAGGGUAUGCUGUAAUCUUUAUGCACCGCCAACACAGCCUUUCACCCUAUACUCGACAUUACAGCCAUACCACCAAUCCAUUUUUGGAUUUAUUAUCGGAGCCGGCGGAAGAAGACAGCAAAGAUGGGUCUUCCCCAAUCACUGUUCUACCUCAGCAUUCCUCCGCUUUGAAACCGGUUCUGCAUAAUUAUCAUUCAGCACGAAAAGCAGGAACGCUACUCCGAUUAACGUUUGUCACAGUGACCGAUUAUUUAUUCAUGUUACGGGAAUUGAGUCAGGUCAUGCAACCGCUAGGGAAAAGAGGGAUGUAUUACCUAGCAGCAGCUGUGAGCGAUUUUUAUGUACCAAGUCAAAAGACGCCCGAGCAUAAGAUCCAAUCAGGCAAAGGAUCAUUAAUGAUCGAAAUGGACCAAGUGCCAAAAGUCUUGAAGCCAAUGGUACAGAAGUGGGCACCUGAAGGAUUCAUCGUCAGCUUCAAGCUCGAGACGGACGAAGAUCUUCUAAUACCAAAAGCAAGGAAUGCAUUGGAAAGGUAUGGACAUCAAGUUGUGGUGGGGAAUGAAUUGAAUAGAAGAAAGUAUGAGGUAGUAUUUGUUGAAAGGAUAAGUGAUGGAAAUUUCAAAGAGAGUUGGAUUCGACUUGAUCCACAACAAGAUAAUAGCGUUUUGGGAAAAGCCGGAGAAAAAGAAAUCGAAGAGGAUAUCGUACGCAAUUUAGAAGAAAGACAUGAACAAUGGAUUAAAAGUGCUCAAUCGUAG